Molecule: messenger RNA, 1134 nt
Organism: Megalopta genalis
Lineage: Eukaryota; Metazoa; Arthropoda; Insecta; Hymenoptera; Halictidae
Source: RefSeq, a predicted model, not a curated record
UUGUCGAAAAUUUCGGCGAUAAAUCGAUGGCACAGCUCUACGACGCAUGUGACAUCUCGUUCGCUGGGGGCUGCUGUCCUCUCCACCCGUUCAUCCCGCGGCCAUCCCUACCCCUCUCUCCUCCCAGAUCAGAGUCUCUCUUUCUCUCUAAUAACACUCCUUUACACGCUGCGAUAAGGUAUAUACGUGAACAGUGAGAGUUGUCAACGAGUCAGGGGCGCGUUCUCGAGUCGAGAAGACGUCGAGAUGAAGGAGCACGAGACUGGAGCCUGCCAAAGAAAGCCGACCAAACUGAGAAACCUCAUUUACAAGACCGAAGCGUUUGAUUCUCUGCACGCCAGAAAUGCAGAGAAAACGUUGUGUUCGGGUCAAGUGUGUCUUGGUAGCGUUAUGCAGUUGCCAACGCAUGGACCGGAACCUCGUACCAGAGAAGAAAUCCUCGUGCAUGCAAAAGACUUCCUGGAACAGUACUUUACUUCCAUCAGAAGAUUGAACAGCGAUGCUCACCAUUCUCGUUGGGAUUGCGUGAAAAAGGAGGUUCUAGUCACCGGCACUUACCAAUUAACCGAAACCGAAUUAAUUUUUGGAGCAAAACUGGCAUGGCGCAAUGCUGCAAGAUGCAUCGGCCGCAUCCAAUGGUCGAAGUUACAAGUGUUUGAUUGCCGUUAUGUGACUACGACCAGCGGUAUGUUCGAAGCUCUGUGCAAUCACAUCAAAUACAGUACGAACAAAGGAAACAUCAGGUCCGCGAUAACAAUAUUCCCGCAACGCACAGAUGGAAAACACGAUUACAGGGUUUGGAAUCAGCAAUUGAUUGGUUACGCCGGUUAUAAGAAUCCGGAUGGUACCAUAACUGGUGACCCAGUGAAUGUGGAUUUCACAGAGCUCUGCAUAAAAUUGGGCUGGAAGGGUGCCCGCACCCGUUUCGACGUAUUACCAUUGGUAUUAUCUGCGAAUGGUCAUGACCCCGAUUACUUUGAUAUUCCGAGUGAACUGGUCCUUGAAGUUCCCCUCAGCCACCCUACAUAUGAUUGGUUUGAGAAGCUGCAAUUAAAAUGGUUCGCUGUGCCUGCAGUAUCAGGGAUGGUCUUCGACUGCGGAGGUUUGGAGUUCACAGCCGCACCGUUCAANUAA